ACAGUAUGUUUACAGAUGGCGCAAUGAAGCCUUUAAGGGAAAGAACAACAGCCUGCCAGCAGUCAAGCACGGUGGACGAUCCAUAAUUUCGUGGGGCUGCUUCGCCGCAUCUGGUACUGGAGACCUUGACCAUAUCACAGACACGACGACCUUUGACAGCAGGCUUGUUUGCGGUGCAUGCUGGGUCGUCGCUCACCAGCAGGAGAGUUUGAGCAGGAGACAAUUGACUCUGAGGGAUAAAAAGAACUAUUUCAAGCUAUAUCGUGGUCCUGCUGCAGAACCCAAGUGUGCUUCAGUUUGAGGUCUUGAACUGAAGGCCGAAUAGUCAUCUCCAAGAUUUUCUGGUGAAGAGCAGAAUUUAUGGUUUCAUCGAUCGCAGCAAGUCGUCCAGGUCCCGAAGGUGCGAAGCAGCCCCAGACCAUCACAUUGUCACCAACAUCUUUUGGCUGAGCCGACGGGACGUUGUUGCGGUGUGGAGGAUGACCUCUGCGCGCAGCCCGCUGACCACGCUUGUGCUCAACACCAGCGACGGCGUUCCCGCCGCUCGCGUGUCCCUCAGCCUGCAUCGACUCGACUCGGAGCUCAAGCUGUGGAACAUGCUCAACGUCGGGACGACGGAUGAAGACGGCCGCUGCCCGGGACUCAUCAGCCGGGAAGCGUUCGUCCCGGGAAUGUACAAGUUGCGCUUUGAGACCGGCUCGUACUGGGCCAGCCUGGAACGCCACUCCUUCUAUCCCUACGCCGAGAGCGCGUGUCGAACUCGGAGCGACCUCCUGUCCACGCGCAGCUUUCGGCUUGCUCAGCGACGUCUUGAUUCCAGUGAGCCCAAAGAUGGGAAAGGAGAAAGCGGAGGAGGUCGAGGAGGACGGGCAGGAGGCGGGAAGAGAGGAGGAGGAGAAAAAAAGGACUGGUGGAGUCGAAUGCAGAAGGGCGACUUCCCAUGGGACGAGAAGGACUUCCGCUACCUGGCCGUCACGGUGGCCGGCGCCGCCUCCGCGCUGCUCUACGUGUACUUCCGCGACAACGGCCGGGAGAUCAGCUGGAAGGACUUUGUGCACCGCUACCUGGGCCGCGGCAUCGUGGAUCGUCUGGAGGUGGUCAACAAGCAGUACGUGCGUGUCAUCCUGGUGCCUGGCGGAGACACCAAAGGGAGCUACGUGUGGUUCAACAUCGGCAGUGUGGACACGUUCGAGAGGAACCUGGAGACGGCCCACUUGGAGCUCGGCAUGGAGGCGUCACGCCGGCCCGCGGUGGUCUACAGCUCCGAGAGCGACGGGUCUUUCCUGAUGAGCAUGAUUCCCACGCUGCUCCUCAUCGGCUUCCUGCUCUUCACCCUGCGCCGCGGACCCAUGGGGGCCGGUCCCGGGGGCGGCAGGGGCGGGCCCUUCAGCAUGAGCGAGUCCACCGCCAAGAUGAUGAAGGACAACAUCGAAGUCAAGUUCAAGGACGUGGCGGGCUGUGAGGAGGCCAAGCUGGAGAUCCUGGAGUUUGUCAACUUCCUGAAGAACCCGCAGCAGUACCAGAACCUCGGAGCCAAGAUCCCCAAGGGUGCUGUGCUGUCCGGGCCUCCCGGUACCGGGAAGACUCUUUUAGCCAAAGCCACGGCCGGUGAGGCCAACGUUCCCUUCAUCACCGUCAACGGCUCGGAAUUCUUGGAGAUGUUCGUGGGCGUCGGUCCCGCCAGGGUGAGGGACAUGUUCGCCAUGGCGAGGAAGAACGCGCCGUGCAUCCUCUUCAUCGACGAGAUCGACGCCGUGGGGCGCAAGCGAGGCGGCGGAAACUUCGGAGGUCAGAGCGAGCAGGAGAACACGCUCAACCAGCUCCUCGUCGAGAUGGACGGCUUCAACACGGCCACCAACGUGGUGGUCCUGGCCGGAACCAACAGAGCCGACAUCCUGGACCCGGCGCUCAUGAGGCCCGGACGCUUCGACAGGCAGAUCUACAUCGGUCCUCCCGACAUCAAGGGGCGGGCGUCCAUCUUUAAAGUGCACCUGCGCCCCAUCAAGUUAGACCCCAGCAUCGACAAGGACACGCUCGCCCGGAAGAUGGCCGCAGCCACGCCCGGAUUCACUGGAGCCGACAUCGCCAACGUUUGCAACGAGGCGGCGCUGAUCGCGGCGAGACACCUGGGCCAGCACGUCGAGCGCACGCACUUCGAGCAGGCCAUCGACAGGGUCAUCGGAGGUCUGGAGAAGAAGACGCAGGUGCUUCAACCCGACGAGAAGAAGACCGUGGCGUACCACGAGGCGGGCCACGCCGUCGUCGGCUGGUUUCUGGAGCACGCCGACCCGCUGCUCAAGGUGUCGAUCAUCCCCCGCGGGAAGGGCCUGGGCUACGCGCAGUACCUCCCUCGCGAGCAGUACCUGUACAGCCGCGAGCAGCUCUUCGACAGGAUGUGUAUGAUGCUGGGCGGCCGCGUGGCCGAACAAGUCUUCUUCGGCCGCGUCACCACCGGAGCGCAGGACGACCUCAAGAAGGUCACGCAGUCCGCCUAUGCGCAGGUGGUUCAGUUCGGGAUGAGCGACAAGGUGGGCCAGGUGUCGUUCGAGCUGCCGCGGCAGGGCGAGAUGCUUCUGGAGAAGCCGUACAGCGAGGCCACGGCCGAGCUGAUCGACGACGAGGUCCGGGCCCUGGUGGAGCGGGCGUACGCGCACACGCUCCAGUUGGUCCGCGACAAGAAGGACCUGGUGGAGCUGGUGGGCAAGCAUCUGCUGGAGAAGGAAGUCUUGGACAAGGCGGACAUGUUGGAGCUGCUGGGCCCGCGGCCCUUCCGGGAGAAGACCACGUACGAGGACUUCGUGGAGGGCACGGGAAGCUUCGAGGAGGACACCAGCCUCCCCGACGGCCUGCGAGACUGGAACGGCCGGCGCGGGCCCGACGACGCUCGCGACGACGCUCGCGACGAACAGCGGGCCGGCUAGACUCUGCGCCCUGAUUGGGCCGAAUCGACCCCGCCUCUGAAUGUGAGCCCCGCCUGUCGCCGUCAUUGUCGUGGAGCGUUUUUGUAUUUAUUCACCGUCCUCGCGCACCAAGCGCUCUCUGACGGUACGUGACAUCAGCGUGAACUCUUAAGGCAAAGAAUUUUAAUGCGAAAGGAGACGUAUUAUGCCCCCCCCCCCCCCCCCUUGUUUUGCUUAAUGGCAGUAUAUCCCCACUUUUUCAAGGAUGUUUUAGGUUACCAUUAAAAUAAUUGCAAUUAUCAAAUCCAAUUGUAAUGGCCAUGAAUUUUGCAGUCGGGGUCCAUCGUAUUUCUUGCCACAGGGAAACGGCUCGUUUUAGGGGCGGUUCCGUGUCGUCCAGGCCGGAUUUCGUUCGAUGGGCGACCGGUGGGCGGAAUCGUUUGAGGCCGAGUAAACGCUCAUCUGUGCUAACGAUGCAGCUCUGCUUACCUUUUGACUUUGACACAAUCGUGUUUCACCCAAAGUGGUUCUUUAGUUCUGGAACUUGGUCAUGUCCGCAUCAUCAUGUCAUUGGCUGAGACACUCAGGUGGGUGUGGUUCAUAUGUAAAUUGACCUCAGUGUGAUGUCACAAUUGGGCAAUGUUGAGAAGGGACAUUUUUCGGAAAUCAUCACAUAACAAAGAUUGACUUCACCCUUGACAGGUGGGCAGGCACUCCAUAUGCAUAUUCCCCUCCCUCCCCCCAUAAUCUGUCUCUAAUUUCAGAAAAAUAGCUUUUUAAAAAAAAAAAUAUAAAUUCCAAUAUCACCGCAUGUGACUUAGCGCUCCGGGCCCCGCCUGAUGUGACGUGAACGUUUUGAAAGUUAACUUAUUUUGAGAAUGACAAAAUAAAGUUGACAUGAAGGCGAAAAUUUAAAAUUCAUGCUUAUUUAUUUAUUUAUUCAGAGUUGUCAUUUUGGAUUCUGAAUUCCUGAAUAAAACAUCAGUGGUCUAAACUAAACAUUUUUACACUGACCAGAA
This is a messenger RNA of Phyllopteryx taeniolatus (common seadragon), 3919 nucleotides long. RefSeq names its product AFG3-like protein 1. Gene Ontology annotation, cellular component: m-AAA complex; membrane. The record is from RefSeq and is a predicted model, not a curated record. The transcript is spliced from 20 exons. Gene Ontology annotation, molecular function: ATP hydrolysis activity; ATP binding; metalloendopeptidase activity. Gene Ontology annotation, biological process: protein-containing complex assembly; purine nucleobase metabolic process; mitochondrial protein processing. NCBI's taxonomy places the organism in Eukaryota, Metazoa, Chordata, Actinopteri, Syngnathiformes, Syngnathidae. The coding region runs from base 480 to 2921 and encodes 813 amino acids.